Molecule: messenger RNA, 5923 nt
Organism: Ochlerotatus camptorhynchus
Lineage: Eukaryota; Metazoa; Arthropoda; Insecta; Diptera; Culicidae
Gene: Myo31DF
Product: Unconventional myosin ID
Exons: 9
Coding region: 1005-4043 (1012 amino acids)
Biological process (GO): actin filament organization; vesicle transport along actin filament
Cellular component (GO): vesicle; myosin complex; microvillus
Molecular function (GO): microfilament motor activity; ATP binding; actin filament binding
Source: RefSeq, a predicted model, not a curated record
UUUCGUGUUGACUCCGUCGGAAUAAAGACAGUUUCUGGUCGCUCCCGCGGUCGUCUUUUCAGGCCGACCGUCGCCGUGUUUUGCUUACUUCUUACGAUUAUUCCAUCACUGGUUCUUUUCCUUUUCCACUUGAUGUUGGCUACUACUUGUCGAUAUAGUGUGACCUAAAGUCUUCGUUCUGUGUGCAAAUAUGGUAACUUCAACAGUGUCCCUGAAGGUGUGCAAAUCAGGAUAAAGUGCAAAACAGAUAUCUACAGUUUGCUUAUGUCAUCUGUAGGUGGUACAAAGGCAGAAAUUAAAUCAAUCAAGUUGAAGGGUGAAAUGAAAUCAAUUUGAAAGGUUUCGCCCAAAUUCAUUCAUUCUCUUACGGGUGUGUAGUAUAGUAUUUAUCGGAUUGGUCAGUCAGCGUUUUUUAGAGGUGUGAAUAUUUACCGUUGCCCGAUGUGAAGUGAUAAUAAUACAACAAAAGCCCGAACUAUCUGACGUCGGUACGCGUGCAGGAAUGCGCGUAUAGCUUGCACCUUUAUUGUUUCGAGUAGCAUCACAGAGCAUAGUAGUAUAUUAGCGCUACUCGCAACUAAUGACUUCCCAGUCCAACUAAAAUGCACCACUGGAAUAAAUACAUUACAGAUUUAAUUCGGUAACCGACUUCAGUGGAAAAGAGACGGUUGUGUUUUGUAUGUAUUGUUUAUGUACAGAAGAUAGAGUGUCGUCAGUGGAGAAUAGUGAGACACUAGGUGAAUUGAAUAGUGCAGGAAAUUCAACCCAUCUGUGGAAAAGCGGGUGAUUCAUGCCGCUAUAUACUACGGUUUAUAUGUAAAAUAGUCCUAACCUAAAAAUAAAACAACACUAAACAGCGAUCUGUGUUAGCUGUACGGUGUUGGUGACCGUACGAACGGCCAUCGGUAGAAAAAAAGAAGUAUUCCAGAAAAGGCGAAGGCGUGUGAUGCCAGAAAAGCAAUAAUAAUAAUAACAGAAAGGCAGCAGCAGCAGUAACAACAACGAUGGCACUACAUCAGAACAGUCAGGAGGUCGGCGUGCAAGAUUUUGUACUGCUCGAUGUGAUUACCUUGGAGAAUUUCAUGGCCAACUUGAAGAAAAGGUUUCAAGCUGGAAAAAUCUACACAUACAUCGGCGAGGUAUGCAUCUCGAUGAAUCCCUACCGAGAGAUGAACAUCUAUGGCCCGGAACAGGUCAGCCGUUAUAAAGGUCGAGAGCUGUUCGAAAAUAUGCCACACAUAUUUGCCAUCGCCGAUGCCGCCUACCGGGUGCACAAACAAAGGAACCAAGAUACAUGCAUCAUGAUUUCCGGCGAAUCCGGUGCCGGCAAAACCGAGGCUUCGAAAAUCAUAAUGAAAUACAUUGCCGCCGUUACCAACCAGGGCAAGCAGAACGAUAUUGAAAGGGUAAAAAAUGUUCUCAUCCAGAGCAACGCCAUCCUGGAAUGUUUCGGCAAUGCAAAAACCAACCGAAACGACAACAGCAGCCGCUUCGGCAAGUACAUGGACAUCGAGUUCGACUACAAAGGCGAUCCGGUAGGCGGUAUCAUAACGAACUAUUUGCUGGAAAAAUCGCGGGUCAUCCAGCAGCAUCCGGGCGAGCGAAACUUCCACUGUUUCUAUCAGUUGCUACGCGGUGCAUCCGAUGCGGAACUGAAGCAAUUCCACCUUACGAGAGACCCGGCUCAGUAUCACUACACCAACCAAGGCAGCGUAGAGGUUCUGUCGGAGAAGGGCGACUAUCGGGCCACGACCGCUGGCCUUAAGGCACUCGGCUUCAGCGGCGAUGAACUUACGAUGGUAUGGCGAAUCGUGGCCGCCGUGCUCCAUCUGGGCAAUAUCAGAUUUAAAACACAAGAAGAGCAGGUCCAAGUUGCUACCCGUAAACCGCUGACCACGGCAGCGCAGCUACUGCACGUAACCGAAGAAGAAAUGCAGCGCUCACUCACGGAACGAGUGAUUGCGGCCCGAGGUGAGAUCAUGACGAAAACCCACGACAUCGAGCAGGCCGAGUUUGGGCGGGAUGCCUUGGCCAAAGCCGUUUACGAUCGGCUGUUUACGUGGAUCAUUCAACGAAUCAACAAGGCCAUAGUGGUGCCCGGUGGAAACACCCAGAAACGGCACAACCGGGUCAUCGGGGUGCUGGACAUCUAUGGGUUCGAGAUUUUCGACCAGAACAGCUUCGAACAGUUCUGUAUCAACUAUUGCAACGAGAAACUGCAGCAGUUGUUUAUCGAGCUGGUUCUGAAGCAGGAACAGGAGGAGUACCGUCGAGAGGGGAUCGAGUGGACUAAUGUGGAAUACUUCAAUAACCAGAUCAUCUGCGAACUCGUCGAACAGCCUCACAAGGGUGUGAUAUCGAUAAUGGACGAGGCUUGUCUAAAUGUUGGGAAAAUCACUGACGAGAUGCUACUGGACGCAAUGGAUAAGAAGCUAUCGCAUCAUCCACACUACAGUAGCCGACAGCUGAAACCGAUGGACAAGGAGUUGAAGCAUCGCGAAGACUUCCGUAUCACGCACUAUGCCGGGGACGUCAUCUACUGCGUCAACGGAUUUAUUGAGAAGAAUCGGGACACCCUAUUCCAGGAUUUCAAACGUCUGCUCUUCCACUCGAAUGAUCGCUUGAUGAGUUCCAUGUGGCCUGAGGGAGCACAGGACAUAUCGAAAACUACCAAGAGACCCCUGACGGCAGGAACAUUGUUCCAGCGAUCGAUGGCAGAACUGGUAGCAACUCUGUUGAAGAAGGAACCUUUCUACGUUCGGUGUAUCAAACCGAACGACAUCAAGAGCGCCUCCAUUUUCGAUGACGUUCGUGUAGAACAUCAGGUGCGCUACCUGGGUUUGCUGGAGAACGUUCGGGUCCGUAGAGCAGGUUUCGUCCAUCGACAACGGUACGAUAAAUUCCUACUGCGAUACAAGAUGAUUUCUCAGUACACGUGGCCAAACUUCCGCGGAGGUUCGGACAGGGAUGGCGUUAAGGUGCUGAUCAACGAGAAGAACUUUAGCCACGACGUCAAGUUCGGUAAGACGAAAAUCUUCAUCCGCUCCCCGCAAACACUGUUUUCGCUGGAGAAGCAACGCAACGAGAUGAUACCGCACAUUGUGACCUUACUGCAAAAGCAGGUCCGUGGCUGGAUUUGCCGGCAGCAGUACAAGAAGAUAAAGGCCGCUCUCAUCAUUAUGCGUCAUUAUCGCAAGUAUAAACUGAAGAGCUACGUCCAGGACCUAGCCAUGCGCUUCCGUAAUGCUCGCCAGAUGCGAGACUACGGCAAAGGUAUCCAAUGGCCACAGCCUCCGCUCGUGGGUCGCGAAGCGGAGAAACAAUUGCGGAUGUUGUUCUCUCGCUGGCGAGCGUCAAUGAUCCUGCGAAAGUACCCAAGGGAUGAGUGGCCCCAACUACGGCUGCAGAUCAUCGCAGCGAGUGCGCUCCGCAAGCGGCGCAAGUUCUGGGGCCACGAUCGCCGCUGGUUGGGAAAUUAUCUCUCCAACACGGCGGAAAACUCCAACUAUUCAUCGUACAAUGCCAGUAUUAAUAACAUUAAGAACACGGACAACUUCCGGGUGGUGCUAUUUUCGUCUUUCGUCAAAAAAUUCAACAAAUGCAACAAAUCGGCAGACCGAGCGAUUAUCGUGACCGACGUAGCCAUCUACAAACUGGACGGCCCGAAGAAUAAAUUCCGCAACAUGAAGCGCACCGUUGCCAUCAAGGAGAUUUCGUCCAUCAGUGUGAGCCCCGGCCGUGAUCAGCUGGUAGUAUUUCAUUCGCAUCACAACAAUGACCUGGUGAUAGCGCUGCAGGGAGAACACCAUGCUCUGAAGGAAGACCGCAUUGGGGAGAUAGUGGCCCACGUGUCCAAGCGGUACUACGAACUGUGCAACCAGGACCUUCCGGUGAGCGUAUCGCCGACGUUCCAACUUCGCCUGGGCAAUAAGAUGCGCACGCUGAGCGUAGAAGCCGUCGCAGGCGUCGAGACGCCCGCCUUCGAACAUUCCGGUGCUGUAAUCGUAUUUAAGGUUCCUUCCUCGUACGGUAGUGCGAUAUAAUGUUUGCCGUGUUUUUCUUUUUCGUUCAUUUGAAUGUGUGUGUGCUUUAAGUAUGAUUUUUAAAUUUACUUUCCAAUGGGUUUCUAACGUACGUGUACUGAAGCAGUAACAGUAUCUUUUUUAAGAUUGUACAAGAAAAAACCGGAUAUGAUCCGUUUAAACGAGUAGUGCCGGCGGACGCAUAACAACUGUCCCAUGUGACGUUUCGGCAAUUUUGAGGUUAAUGCUUAUCGCCAUAAUUUGAUGUGUACUUUUGGGAUAUUACAUGCUGUUUAUUAUAGGAAAAUUCGAAAAAAACAAAAAUCGAUUUGUCGCACUGGAACGAUUCACAAAAGAAAAUCGAUGAGAACCGAUCGUCGCAGUUACGCCCUUAUGAUUCUUAAAGCUAGAUUUAAGAAACAUUUUUUUUUUAAUUUCAUGUUAUUGAUUUUGAAUUGUUCCAGUGGGUGAAGUAUGCGUUCAUCAUUCAAGUGGGACAAAUCGACAUAGGGGAAAUCCAUUAUGUAAGGUUUUUGAGUUAUUAUUAGAACCCCGCUCACCAUCUUGUAUGACACUGUAAGAUUUACAGUUAACCCCGGUUCCCCUUAAAAUCUUAGUUUUAAAGAUUUUAAUGUUCCAAGAAAACCGUUAAAUAUUGAUAUCCAUAAUAAAAUGUCGAAAGACAAAAGUCUAAUGCACAAAAGGUUGAAAGGGACAAAAAGCCGAAAGGACAAAAGGUCAAAUCCCCAAAAAUAUUUAUUUUUGAAGAAGUAGUGUAAUUUAAAGAAGAGUAAAUUGUAUUGAUAUUUUAUACAUUAAAGCACUGCUCACGAAUAAAAGAAGGAAAAGCCACUGACAAAUAUGAGGUUCUAAUAGCUCAUCUUAGUUGUUCCAUUUAUUUCGGAAGAUCUUAUCAUGUAUAAAAGAAAAACUAAUCUAAUAAAAAUAUAAGAUUUUAAUAUCUCAUCAAUUUUUCAAAUCCUAAACCUCACAAGUUUUACAAAGUUUAAAGUGUACAUGUUUAAAACUCAACCACAGUAUUUCAAAUAAUUCUCAUGAUAAAAUUUUCUAUGAAGGUAAUAUGGCAUUUAUAGUAGCUUUAAUUAUAUUAUUCAACAUUAAAGCAAAAUCAAUGUAAACCAAAUUUUAAAGAAUGAGCAUUGAAGUGGAAAUAGUAUAAGUUACUGUUGAGAAAUUGUUUGAAGUCAUGACAAAUCUAUUUCAGAAUAUUUACAUCAGCUUUUGGCUUUUCGACCGUUUGUCCUUUUGACCUUCUGUCUUCCCAAAACCUAUAUAUUGAGUUGGGAACAUUUUUAUACAAAUAAAUAACUUUUUCAUGCGCUCCUGGGAUUUUUGUCAUAAAAGAGUCAAGAUCAAAUUAUUUACUUCUAACUAUUAAAUCUUAUGUAAGAAAAUGGGGGUUGUAAGAAAAUGUAAGAAAUAACCCUCACACCAACUAUUGCCUUACAUAAUUUGUCGAUGACCCCUUAACAUUCUGGCGAUUUUCUCUGUUUGUGACGCAUGGGGCAGUUAUGCGUCCACCGGCAGCACUGGACUCAUACACUCACACAAGUGCUUAAUUUAGCGAUAGGGAUGCAACAAAUUGGCAAAAACUGCAAAGCAAUGUACUUGAAAAUAUUAUCUUAUCAUAUUGUUUAAACUGCGGCAUAUGCAAUCAAGGAUCGUAUUUCUAGAACAGCAAGACAAUUACAAGUGCCAUUGUACGGUAACAGGACAAGUUUAGUAGGGAAUUGAACGCGUUCGGAUCAAGUGUGGAAGAGAAGAAAAAAUCGUUUUUUAUUUGUUUGUGAUACUUUUGAACAUAGAAACGAGAAGAAAGGAACGGCCGUUGUAGAACGACAGGGAACUAACACAUUUUAGUCAAUUUGCGUCAUAGGGGA